UUAUUUAAGGUCUUCGUGCGGUGAAGGUUGAAAUCUAAAAUGAAGACAAAUAGGCGGGAAACCGUAUGUAAGAGCCGGGGUGUACUUAUAUAAAUUUCAAAAAAAAUGCAUGCUUUCCUGAAGACUGGGAAAUUGGGCGCUUCAACAGACGCGAAGAAACCAUCGACUUCUCGUGCUAAGGACGACAAGAAGGACUUGACACCAUGGGUGGAAAAAUAUCGACCAAGGAAUGUCGACGACAUCGUGGAGCAGACAGAGGUGGUGAAUGUGAUAAGGCAAGCCAUGGAGCGCGGAGACUUUCCUAAUAUGCUGUUUUAUGGCCCACCGGGUACUGGCAAAACCAGCAUUAUCCAUGCAGCUGCGAGGCAGAUGUUUGGUAGCAUGUACAAAGAUAGAAUACUGGAACUGAACGCCUCCGAUGAUCGAGGUAUCCAAGUUGUGAGGGAGAAGAUCAAGUCAUUUGCACUGCGCAGGGCUAAUCCUAUUGGACCAGAGUAACGGGAAAAAUGUCCCCCAUUUAAGAUUAUCAUAUUGGACGAAGCGGACAGUAUGACUGGCGCCGCGCAAACAGCUCUUCGUCGAAUUAUAGAAAAGGAGGCUCAUAGCACGCGCUUUUGCCUAGUAUGCAAUUAUUUAUCGAGAAUUAUCAAACCAAUAGCGUCGCGUUGCACCAAAUUCCGCUUCAAGCCGCUGAGUGAUGAGAAAAGUAUCAGCAGACUCGAGUAUAUAUGCAAUGAAGAGAAUCUGAAGGCCGAUAGAAGUGUUCUGGAGAAAAUCGUCGAAGCAUCGGGUGGCGAUUUGAGGCAGGCUGUUAUGUGUUUGCAAUCCAUCACUCGAUUGAAAGGCAAGGACUAUGAAAUCACCGUGGACGAUGCUCUCGAUGUGAUCGGACUGGUUCCUGAUGAUAAAAUUAAUACACUUUGGGAGACGUGUAAAAAGGGGAAUUAUAAUAAUGUCGCACAAUUGCUCGAAAAUUUGCUAUUCGAAGGAUACCCAGGUUCCCAGAUAAUCGAACAAUUAAACGAGAAAAUAAUUUUCUCUGAUGAACUUACUGACAAACAGAAAAUGAUAAUUGGUAAUGUGCUCGGGGAAUGCGAUUAUAAAUUAACGGAAGGAAGUGACGAAUAUCUGCAACUUUUACAUGUGUUUUCUACCAUCUUAGCAGCGUGGAAAUUAUGAAAAAGUUAUAAAAAUAUGCUCUUCUAAAUAUGUAAACAUUUAUAUUUAUAUUUCUAGAUGUACUGUGUAAGUAGAGAAUUUUACAUUUUUAAAAA
Molecule: messenger RNA, 1274 nt
Organism: Nylanderia fulva
Lineage: Eukaryota; Metazoa; Arthropoda; Insecta; Hymenoptera; Formicidae
Source: RefSeq, a predicted model, not a curated record